Olea europaea var. sylvestris is the source of this 1077-nucleotide messenger RNA. Its product is annotated as pentatricopeptide repeat-containing protein At4g18975, chloroplastic. Lineage: Eukaryota; Viridiplantae; Streptophyta; Magnoliopsida; Lamiales; Oleaceae. The transcript is spliced from 2 exons. Gene Ontology annotation, molecular function: protein binding. The record is from RefSeq and is a predicted model, not a curated record. Bases 114 to 935 code for a protein of 273 amino acids.
GUUCCUUUGUUCCGUUUCUCUCUAUCCAUCUCUACGCAGCAAGGCCUUCUGGCCCUCGAAUCGCAAAUCGUGUUCUUCUCAAAUUAAGUUGGCAGUUACCAGAAUUGAGAGCAAUGUUGAGAUCAGCAUCCAUAAUAAAGCUGUCUGGACAAAUCAACCAGCUUAUAACAGUAAGGGCUCGACCCCUCUCUUCCAAUUACAGCACAAUACACAGUCUGGUCCACAGGCAACGCAGUUCGGGGUUGACAGAAUCCUCAGAAAAUCAACCUUAUAAAGAUGGCGCAGCUGUAUCCAGGUAUCUAAUAGGAGAAAAUAUUUCUCGAAAGGACAGGAUUAGCUUUCUUAUCAACUUACUUAUGGAUCUUGGUGAUGAUAAAGAAGCAAUAUAUGGGGCCCUUGAUGCUUGGGUUGCAUGGGAACGGAACUUCCCUAUUGGCCCGUUGAAGAAUGUAUUGCUUGCUCUUGAGAAAGAGCAACAGUGGCAUAGAAUAGUCCAAGUUAUUAAAUGGAUUCUGAGUAAAGGGCAGGGCACCACGAGGGGAACAUACGGGCAGUUGAUCCGAGCUCUAGAUAUGGACCAUAGAGCAAAAGAAGCACAUGAUAUCUGGAUGAAGAAACUUGCAUCAGAUUUACAUUCCGUUCCUUGGAAGUUGUGUGAUCUUAUGAUAUCUAUUUAUUAUCGUAAUAACAUGCUCGAGGAUCUUGUAAAGCUGUUCAAAGGCUUGGAAGCAUUUGACCGGAAACGCCCAGAAAAAUCGAUCGUGCAGAAAGUAGCCAAUGCAUAUGAGAUGUUGGGAUUACCGGAAGAGAAAGAACGGAUACUGGAGAAAUACGAGGAUUUGUUCACCGAUAAAUGUAAUGAUCGACCCAAGAAAUCCGGCCGCGCCUCUUCCCCCAGUAGAAGAAAAUCAGGGCAAAGGGGAAUCAAGAUUUGAUGUAAUUCCUUCAAAUUGUGUAAUUUGUAUGACCACAAAAAAUUUUCUAUGUUAGAAUACAUUUUUCAAGUUUUUAUAAUUCGUGGUUAUUGUGUAACCCGACUACAAAUAAGCAAUCUGAACAGGUGCUGAGUUCCUUUUA